This is a messenger RNA of Lolium perenne, 892 nucleotides long. Lineage: Eukaryota; Viridiplantae; Streptophyta; Magnoliopsida; Poales; Poaceae. The record is from RefSeq and is a predicted model, not a curated record.
CGGUACGCUUCUUCUCCACAGAAAUCACGAGCGAGACCUCUCUUGGCCAGCGACCACGCGUGGACUCGGCGGGCAGCGCGUGCACAGGGAACCCGGCGGCCGGCGGCAGCGCGUAGAGGACCUGGCGGCAGCCCGGACUUGCUCUAACUGGGUGGAUAAAUUCGGAGUGGAGUUGUGGCCUCUCGUCCCUCCUGUUUCUUUCCCUGGCGGCUUGUGGUGGAGCGGCGGUGACGACGCGACCCAGCGCAGCGGCGGUGACAGGUACCCUCGCAUUUUUGCAGGAAUCGAGCUGCUGAAGUAAGCCGGGUGGUAUGGGUGCUGAGGCAGGCAAUGGGAAGGAGGAGGCCAAGAAGAAAGUUCUUGAGGGCACCGGUCUGUCCCUCCCAGGCGGCUCCAGCGGCAGCGUGCGCAGCGCCGGCAGCGACUCGCAGCUAAGGCAGAUGCUCGACUCCCUCAAAUCCUCCAAGUCCCCCGCUGUGAUCAACUAUGGUGCUUCAUGGUGCCGUGUUUGCAGUCAGAUUCUACCACAUUUCUGCAAGUUCAGCAAUGAAUUCAAGAAUCUGACUUUCAUUUAUGCGCAUGUUGAUGAAUGCCCAGAAACAACUCAGAACAUACGAUACACUCCUUCCUUCCAUUUUUACCGGGAUGGAGAAAAGGUGGAUGAGAUGAUUGGUGCAGGAGAAGAGAGGCUGCAUGAUCGGUUGUGGUUGCAUUCAUGAUAGUCAGGCUUGGACUUGCAACCUUCAGGGACGCUGUCCUCGUGUACUGUUUAUUAAUGCAGAACAUUUUCUAUUUUCCAGUCAAUCUUGAAUCAAUCGUGUUUUGCCAAGUCUUGUUUGAUACUGAAACUGGAAAGCAAGGAUAAGGUUAAGCUGCUCAGCAUUCUUGCUAA